AUGCGUUUCCUCUCCAUACUCCCCGCCAUCCUAGUGGCUGUCUCGGCCCUCGCCUUCGGUCCCCUCGAGAACCCGACGCCGGUAGCAAAGCGCGACAGCUGGGGCGGCGCCGUCUCCCUUGGCCCCUCGAAAUCUACUAUCACCAAGGCCGUCACGACUAUAACCCCCGGUAACGCGCCGCCUGUGCAGAAUGGUGUUCUCUUCCUCUGGCCAGGCAUGUCCAACGGCACCGGCGACCUCGUGCAAACCACGCUCGAAUCCUGGCAAGACAACUCGUGGUGCGGCGCCAUGUCCGGACAAUGGUGCAUCCGAUGCUCUCUAUUCGGCUCCUUUGGCCAGCUCGACGGACCCGCGGGUGUGGUAUCCGGGGACCAGAAGGUUGAGAUCAAGUACGAGCUUGCGACCGAUGGACAGACGUGGGUGCAGACUGCGACGGAUGUGACGAGCGGGACGCAAUUGAGUACGUUUAGUUAUAAGAGUGGGCCGUAUAUGCUUUAUGAGAACACGGUUAUCACGCUCGCAUCCGCGGAUUCGACAUUUGGAAACACCAUCUCGACGAGCCAGGGUGCGACGUACAGCGGACUCACAAACACAGGUGGUGGAAAAGUGUGGACUAUUGCGAAGAUCGACGUGCCUAAGAUGGUGUAA
This is a messenger RNA of Didymosphaeria variabile, 648 nucleotides long. RefSeq lists its product as uncharacterized. The record is from RefSeq and is a predicted model, not a curated record. The transcript is spliced from 3 exons. NCBI's taxonomy places the organism in Eukaryota, Fungi, Ascomycota, Dothideomycetes, Pleosporales, Didymosphaeriaceae. Bases 1 to 648 code for a protein of 215 amino acids.